GUCUGGGACGGAAGUGUCGUCAGGGCUCGGCCGCCUCCUGAGAGGAGGCGGUUGUGGCUGGCGGCGGCGGCGCCGUGAGGGGAAGAUGCCCGUGGCGGUGAUGGCGGAGACUGCCUUCAGCUUCAGGAAGCUCCUGGAGCAGUGCGAGACCCAGGAGCUUGAGGCCCCUGGAGGAAUUGCAACACCCCUUGUUUAUGGCCAACUUCUAGCUUUAUACCUGCUGCAUAAUGACAUGAAUAAUGCGCGAUAUCUUUGGAAAAGAAUCCCUCCUGCUAUCAAAUCUGCGAAUGCUGAACUUGGUGCAGUUUGGUCAGUAGGUCAAAGAAUCUGGCAGAGAGACUUUCCAGGAAUCUAUACAACAAUCAGUGCUCAUCAGUGGUCCGAGACUAUUCAACCAAUCAUGGAAGCACUUAGAGUGUUUGUCUUCUUAGAUGCCACUAGGAGACGAGCCUUUGGACUGGUUUCUCAGGCAUAUACCUCAAUAGUUGCAGAUGAUUUUGCAGCCUUUGUUGGGCUUCCUGUAGAAGAAGCUGUGAAAGGUGUAUUAGAACAGGGCUGGCAAGCUGACUUUUCAACUCGUAUGGUAAUGCCUAAAAAGCCAGGUGUGCUGGAAGCUUCCUUUAACAGAUUUAUUCCUUCAUCAGAACCUGCUCCGGUUCCACCAAUUCCAAACGAACAACAGUUGGCCAGAUUGACUGACUAUGUGGCUUUCCUUGAAAAUUGAUUACCCUGCUCCUGUAUUCAGAACAACUUGCAAAUCCUGUGUACUGACAGUUCUAGAAAUCUAAGUUUUAUUUUAUUUCAUAUCUGUUAAAUGUUGCAGCAUCCCCUACUCAAAUGUGUGAAGUAUAUAGUGUAUGUUAUCACAAUUCGUGUUUUGCCAAAGCCAAGCUAGCAAUUGAAACAAUCCUUUAACUCCUGUGAUAUUAUUCAGUAGGUACACAGCAGUAUUACAUGGUAAGUGUUUUGGGUUUUUUAUUGACUUAUAGCUGAGAGGCAGAACAUUUUUCAGGUAUAUUGGAAAUUGAGAAGAAAAAUUGAGUAAUGAAGCAACUGUAAGGAAUUUAUGCUAGUAGGUUAUGUGCUUCUACGCUGAGUACUGCAGUGCUUAUCAUGGAUCAAUUGCAUGUUGGACUAAAGUACGAAGUGGAAGACUGCCCUACCCAUAUCUGCAGAUUAGAAAAUAUUUUGAAACAGUAACUUAAACAUGAAAACAAUUUACAGUAACUUCUGCAAGUGUAUUUGUGGUGUAUUUAUAAUUGACCUAUUUUUUUCUUGUUGGUCUCCCUGGAUUGUUAAAUCUUCUUGUUUUGAUGUGAGAAACUUCACAUCGGGCAUGUAUUUACAGCAGAAUAAUUGGAGUCAUUUAAGAAAGGCACAUCUUUACUUUGAGGAAGAAUUUUUACUUUUGGAAUGUUUUGAGUGACGUAGGACACCAGAUACUUUCCUGGGUAACCAUGCAUCUUGUUGAGGCCUGUCAAGUCUUAGUGCUUUUCAGUACACUGGGCCAGGAUCUACAAGAAACAACAGCUCUUACCUGUAUUUAAACUUUCUACAUUACCUCUGCAGUUAUUGGAGAGGAAUUUAAAAAUUAGAGUAGGUGUCCCUGCGUAGAGACCAGCUGGGGGGGGAUGAUACCUUGUCAGCUUGAGGAAUAUAUUUUCUGUAUCAGAGCACUGCUGUGUUAACCUUUGAGUUGAGAUGACUUGUAUUCCCAGGCUUCUUAUUUGUGCAAUGCUGGUAAAAAGGCUAUGGGAAAAUAGUGGUGCUUAAAAGGGUAGUGUAUACCUUCAUUUGCUUCUCUCCCCUCUUUUCAACAUCGUAUUCAGUGGUUUCAUUGCAGAUGGCAGAUGUGCCAGAUGUUGUGAUUGUUUUUUCCAGUGUGCACUACCUACUGUACAUUCUCAUGUUGGGGAUGUGUUAGCAGGGAGGAAUUAUAAACUGUGCACUGUUGCUUUGAGAGCUCCCUUUAUAUGUAAACACUUACUCAAAAUGAUUAUUUAUUUGAAACCCACCUAAGACUUAGAUUUCUGAAUUUAUUUUCAGUGAUAUUAAAGAACAUGUUUACACUGA
Molecule: messenger RNA, 2073 nt
Organism: Phalacrocorax carbo (great cormorant)
Lineage: Eukaryota; Metazoa; Chordata; Aves; Suliformes; Phalacrocoracidae
Source: RefSeq, a predicted model, not a curated record